Molecule: messenger RNA, 1361 nt
Organism: Zea mays
Lineage: Eukaryota; Viridiplantae; Streptophyta; Magnoliopsida; Poales; Poaceae
Exons: 5
Coding region: 1-1134 (377 amino acids)
Source: RefSeq, a predicted model, not a curated record
AUGAAGGGCUUCCGGGCGCCGGCGAAGAGGAAGCGCACAGCAGGUGCCGACGUGGUCGCGGUCGUGGCCAAUUGUGUCAAUAUACUGCUCACAAACCCAAUUUGGGUUGUUGUUACACAAAUGCAAACUCACAAAAAGGCAAACAAACAGCAAAUACCUCAGGGAUUGACUUGUGCUCUUGAUAAGCCCCUUGAAGCUACUACAGCUGAAAACGCUCCAUACAAAACAGACAAUGAAGAAAGAGUGUCUGAUCAUUGUGAAGAAAGAGGAGCCUUGGGAUCCCGGCUUCCAUCUAUGGCAAAUGCUAAAGCAAGAGUAGCUGGUGCUGGCGCCAUCUUAAGACCUGUAUCUACUGGGACGCAGGUUGUAAUCAGGAGAGCUCGCAGUGUAGCACAGGCAGCAUGGACAAGACCAGCACUACAACUGUCCUCAUGGACUUGUAUUGGGCCAAGACGGCGAAAUAAUAUAUCUACCUCAACUGUCACAUCAGAGGAAAUAAUAACAUCUACAGGCGGUGGAUCUGAAUCCACUUCAUUGUUGACUGAAACCACUACAGAAACCACAGAGACAGUUACAUCAGAAGCUGUAUCAGAAGUGGUUCAGAGUUCUGUUUCUGUGGCGGUCGAUGCUGUUGACUUGGUAGAUGACAAGGGAGAUAGCGAUGAUGACAUCGUCGAUCACCAUGGGGACGAGGACAGGAUGACUGAUGUGGAGCUGUGGCAGCAACUUGAAAGUGAGUUGUACCGGAAGAGGGAGGGAGAAGAAGAUGACAUAGCCAAAGAGAUGGCUGAAAGUACAAUUGCUGAGGAGGUGGGUGGCGUGGCUGGAGAUGUGCUCAGCGAGACAAAGGAAGUGCAUAGGUUCUACCCUCCUGGAAAAAUCAUGCACAUAUUAUUCUCCAGCAGUGAAGAAGCAGUUCGUGGAGAGGAGCCUAAUGAUGAUGUUACGGAUGGGGAGGCACAAAGCAGCCUAGGGAUCUUCUUGACGCCAAGAUCUCUGUACGACAAGCUGAGGCUUUCGAAAAUGAUGAUCAAUGACCAUUACAUGCCUAUAUACAGAAGAAACAUCGAGCAGCUGAUCGCGAAGCUUGAGAAGGAUUCCUCGGAUCAAAUAGGGUGCGUCAGGUCUAGUUGACCGUUGUAAGAGCUGCUCAAAUAGGGUGCUAUAGGUCCGACAUGUGUAUACUUGCUUAAGUUUACUGCUGCUUCCCUUCUGGCUGUGUCCACAUGAGAUGACUAACCUAUAGAGGGUGGAUAGGGAUUGGGAGGCAGAUCCUUCAUGUUGCACGAGAAGCGUAGAACACCCCUUUUCACUGUACAAACUAGAUAUAAUAAGAAAAUCAUCAUGGAGAUUAUGAUUCA